AUGUCGACCUUGGUGCAGCCGCUGUUUGAGCCCGAGGAUGUGUGGCCAGGCGUGCUCAUGGACGACGAUGUGCUGGAGUCUUUCCAGGCAAGCCGGUUGCACCUGGUGGUGCUGGAGGAUGUCAGAGCGAGUCCCUCAGCCUCAGCGGUCCAGUUUCCCCUGACCCACCAAGCCCUGGAUGACCUGGACCAGUUCGAGAUCAACCGGCCCCCAUCCCCUGGCCAAGUCCUGGAGCUCCUGUCCGAUGGAGUGGGGACCUCGCCCUGGGGUCUGGACGCUGGCGCCGUCGCCGACCCCGGGAAGCCAGAUGAGGCUUUCGGGGAACUCAUCCCCAUGGCGCGCCCGAUCCACACCCCCACCCGCUCCGCUGACGGCUCCGCCCACCACCAGACCAGCAGUGGAGAGGAUGCCAGCAAUACGUCGCGGUAUCAGCAGUCCAGCCCCGCCAGCCAACAAGAUGGCGCUGCGGGGGCCGACGAGGACGAGGCCAAGCGGGCGAUCCGCAUGGCACGCAACCGCGAGAAUGCGCACCUGUCUCGACAGAGGAAGAAAGCGCAGCUGGAGGGCCUGGAGCAGACGUGCUCUGCGCUGACCGGGCAGGUCCGCGCCCUCUCCACCUUUGUGGGCCAGCUGACGGCGGAGAACGAGCUCCUGCGGCGACACUUGGCGGCCGCCUGCACGGCGGCAGGGCGCCCCCUCCCGGACCUCCCGCGGGGCGCGGCGCGCCUGGCUCAGAACUCAGGGGCAGGGGCAGGCGCCCUGCGCCACGCCGGCCGCGCCCUGCAGAUGAUGCCCGGCCGCGCCCUGCAGAUGAUGCCCGGCCGCGCCGCUGCCGCCGCCGAAGCGGGGCCAGGCCCCGAGCUCAUGGGCGCACUCGCUGACCUGGCGCCCCUGGCCCUGUCCCUAGAGGGCGGCGGGCUGGGACCCCUGGACCCCCAGUCUGCCCUCCCAAGUCUGGCAGAGCCUGUGUUCAAGGCGUGGGGCAUGCCCCCCCCCGGCAUCUGUCGCAAGCUGCACAGCAUUGAGGCCGGGAGUCUGCCCCUCCCCCUGGAUGUGUCACGCGGGGACCUGGUGGAGUUUUUGGAGGGGCGGCUGGGCGCGCAGGGCCGGGCCCUGAGUGCCGUGGCGCCGCCCCUCCCCCGACCCCUGGCGCUGCUACCGGGUGAGGGGCCGGAGGCGCCCCGCGACUACCCCGGGGCGGCGGAGAGCGUCGGCGCGGACCCCUCCCAGUGCCCCCCCAGCCCCACGCGCGAUGUGGAGGAGGAGAGCGAGAAUGUCGUGCGCCACGACUGGAUGAGCGUGGCAGAGCCGGUGCUCCUCACCGCCCUCUCCGCGCCCGCCGCCAACGCCAGCAACGGGGCCGGGGCAGCCGCAGCGCCGGGGGUCGUGGUGGUCAUGCUGGAGCCAGGGCGGCGGCUGGUGACCUACGCCUGCGAUGACGCCGUGCCUCGCGUCGCCGCCCGCGCGGCCUGA
Molecule: messenger RNA, 1473 nt
Organism: Auxenochlorella protothecoides
Lineage: Eukaryota; Viridiplantae; Chlorophyta; Trebouxiophyceae; Chlorellales; Chlorellaceae
Product: TGACG-sequence-specific DNA-binding protein TGA-1B
Exons: 5
Coding region: 1-1473 (490 amino acids)
Biological process (GO): regulation of DNA-templated transcription
Molecular function (GO): DNA-binding transcription factor activity
Source: RefSeq, a predicted model, not a curated record